This is a messenger RNA of Labrus bergylta (ballan wrasse), 1570 nucleotides long. Lineage: Eukaryota; Metazoa; Chordata; Actinopteri; Labriformes; Labridae. The record is from RefSeq and is a predicted model, not a curated record.
UAGUACAGUGUGUGCACAAAGAUGUAAAUUGCUACAAGAUUGUUAUCUCUGAAUGUUUCCUGUUAACACUUGAGUCGGUGCCUUGAGUCACUCAAGACUUGAGUUUUAUUUUUGUAACAUUUUAUUCAUUUUGUGUAUUUGUCUUUUUUCCGUCUAUCAGCUCUGUCCAUUUUAACUAGACUAGUUGUUUCCGACAGAUCACUGUAUAGAGCUAGUCUGCUGAAACAGAACAACUAUGUGUCAUGUACUUCCUGUUUACACCCAAAUCUAACAGUUAGUGUUUGAGAAAAUACUUCGUAAGAUAGCCUUGUUCAUUGGCAGCUAAUACUUGAGUUUUGCCACUUUAAAUAAAGAAAAGCUGACUUUGAUUAUAGUCUCUAUCUUCUGCUUUGACAGUGAUCAACAAAAUGAGGCUCAAACAUGGGAAUGUUUGCACACAAAAAAAACCUUUAUAUGAAACAAAAACCUUUUGUAUGCAGAUAGGCUUCACACUACACUCUGAUAUGUAAUUUAAACCUUUGCUUUUGUUUUUUAAAUGUUAAACAAAUUCAUUGUAACAAAUAGUUUGACAAGAGUGGAACUAUUUACUGAUUCUGCUCCUGCUCAGGAUUAUCCUCAGACUGUGAACUCUAAUCAGGCACAGAUAUUUUCAAGGGUAGCUUUUAAUUCAGGCUCCUUUGAGGACACCUAUCCCAGCUUGUUGGGUCCUUAUAGUCACACACAAUCGACGAUAGUUAGCUUCUGGCUAAAAUGCAUGCUGAGCUUCUCUGACAGGUUACAGCUGGUUAUUUGAAAGUGGAGGUGCAUUCCAUAAAAAGCUGCAUUGAGUCUUUUCUUUGUAUUUGUGUGUCGAUAAUAAAGCGGGGUAGAGACUGUUUGGUUGAGUUAACACAGAAACAUGUGGAGCUCCGGCCGACGCGUCCUUCAGGAUCUGCUCAUCCUCCCUGCAGCUCUCAGGAGUUUCUCCCUGACUCCUGCUCAGAACACAGUUGUGGUGGAGCGCUGGUGGCAGGUGCCUUUAUCUAAAGUUGGCAGUCCUCCGAGGCUUCAUCCCCGAAGACAGAUCUACAAGCUGGUUGAAGACACCAAACACCUUCCAAGAAAGAUGGAGCUCAUCCUGACGCAGACCGUUCCCAAGCUCGGUGGUCGAGGAGACUCUGUGUUUGUGAAAAAGUCUGUUGGCAGAAAUAAGCUGCUGUCCGAAGGCCUCGCAGUGUAUCCAUCACCAGAGAACAAGCAGAUGUUUGCUGAGGAGAUCAGACUUCUACGAGAAGGAAAGCCAGAGGAAAGAGUGCAAACGCGUACUGGACAGUUGACAGUGGAGUACCUUAAAAGCUCCCAUCUGAAGAUAAACCAGAUGCCCUCUGAUGAGUUCCAGGUCCAUAAAGAAGUUGUGUGCCGACAGUUUCUCAAGAAGCUGGGAGUUGUAGUUCCACCUCAGGCGUUGAGUCUUCCAUUCGAUUCAGUGAAGGAAGUGGGCGACUACUGGUGUGAAGUAACGGUAAGAAUUUUCUGUUUUAAUGCAACACGUGCAUCACUUAUCAGCAGUAAGUGAAUACCCAUGCUGUGG